AUGAGCAUCCGCUCCAAUACACUCUCAAUGAAUGCAAAAUCUUCGCAAAAAUCAAAAAAGUUCAGUAUGAAACUUUAUAGUUUUGAAGGCGAUGAAGAGAAAGCAACAUGGUGGAAUAAAGUAAUCAAUAUUGAACGUACUACAUUUGAAGGAUUUAAUUAUAUUGAAACGAAUUUGAUGAUAUCAGAAAUUUCCGAUAAUGGAGUACAACGUUGUACAAUGGCUUAUGUUAAUUAA
This is a messenger RNA of Rotaria sp. Silwood2, 237 nucleotides long. Lineage: Eukaryota; Metazoa; Rotifera; Eurotatoria; Philodinida; Philodinidae. The record is from the annotation of a GenBank genome assembly.